Messenger RNA from Paralichthys olivaceus (Japanese flounder), 631 nucleotides. NCBI's taxonomy places the organism in Eukaryota, Metazoa, Chordata, Actinopteri, Pleuronectiformes, Paralichthyidae. The record is from RefSeq and is a predicted model, not a curated record.
CCGUCAACAAUCCUCAAAGAAGAACGGUCGCGAGUAUAAACUGACCACGUCACGUUUCCUCUGUUUAAGUUCAAUCAAAUAUGGUCGACACGGGGACUAGUCCAUAACAAGUGACCCAGGAGAGGAUAGGGUUGAGUAUAAGAGCAGAGAGAUGGAUGACGUGGAGAUCACAGACGAGGGAGGAUAUCAUGUGGAGAAAGAACCACCGAAGAACCAGGAUCUGACUUCCCUGAGCCUCACGGCGGCAGAGCUCCUGUCCCAGUAUGGUUGGUAUCUGCUGCUGGUGUCUGUGCUGGGAUACCUGCUCAUCCAGUACCUGAGCAGGAAGAGAUCCAGCCAGAGCUCCCACAGCUCCGCCACACCAACACCACAAGAUUCUGCGUUCGUGGCAAGAAGACAAGAGGCCAUGGAAGCAGCCCGGAGAAAGAUGCAAGUGGAGCUUGAUGCCAAGGCAGUCCUCUUCAAAGAAAAACAGAAACAGCAAGAAGAGGAGAAGAGGAGGCAGAAGAUAGAGAUAUGGGAGAGCAUGAAACAGGGAAAAAGUUACAAAGGAGAUGCAAAACCCUCUCAGGUGAGCUUCCACUCUAAUGACCUGUAGCUUGUCUUUUAGAACAGGUUCUUUGAUCUGAGG